Molecule: messenger RNA, 515 nt
Organism: Castor canadensis (American beaver)
Lineage: Eukaryota; Metazoa; Chordata; Mammalia; Rodentia; Castoridae
Gene: Mrpl33
Product: mitochondrial ribosomal protein L33
Biological process (GO): translation
Cellular component (GO): mitochondrion; ribosome
Molecular function (GO): structural constituent of ribosome
Source: RefSeq, a predicted model, not a curated record
GUCCCGGAAGCAGUUGUUUGCGGGGCGCUUGGAGGCCGGUGGCGUAUGGUCCAGGGGUGCGGUCGCCAUGUUGCUGUCCGCGGUCUCCUUUGCCAAGAGCAAGUCAAAAACAAUUCUGGUGAAAAUGGUGAGCCAAGCUGGGACAGGUUUUUCCUUCAACACCAAGAGAAGCCGACUCCGAGAGAAACUGACUCUUUUGCACUAUGAUCCAGUUGUGAACAAAAAAGUCCUCUUCAUGGAACAGAAAAAGAUACGCUCCCUCUAAACAAUGGAUUGAAAAUGAAUUUGAUUUAUAAAUGAGAAGACUGAGGGUGGGGAUCUUAUUCAGAAAUCGUGUGGCAUGCAAUAAAAGUAGAGGAAAUGGUACAGCCUCAUUGCCUCCUGUGAUUGAAGGCCAUUGUGAGGGGAAACAAUGCAGUGGAAGAAUGUUCUUCAGGACAGUUAUCAUUGCAUCACAGUUAUUUAUCUUUCUCAAUAUUUUUAUAGCUCUUAAUAAAUGUAUUAAAAUAGCCUGU